This is a messenger RNA of Abrus precatorius (Indian licorice), 1262 nucleotides long. RefSeq names its product protein farnesyltransferase/geranylgeranyltransferase type-1 subunit alpha. Gene Ontology annotation, cellular component: protein farnesyltransferase complex; cytoplasm; CAAX-protein geranylgeranyltransferase complex. Lineage: Eukaryota; Viridiplantae; Streptophyta; Magnoliopsida; Fabales; Fabaceae. The transcript has 5 exons. Gene Ontology annotation, molecular function: protein farnesyltransferase activity; CAAX-protein geranylgeranyltransferase activity. Gene Ontology annotation, biological process: protein geranylgeranylation; protein farnesylation. Bases 50 to 1054 code for a protein of 334 amino acids. The record is from RefSeq and is a predicted model, not a curated record.
AAGAUAGAGAGUGCGUAAAGUAAAGUGAAGUGAAGAAGAAUCAGGAAGCAUGGAAUCGACUUCCGGCGAAGAGGAGAAGCAGAAGCGCGUGCCGCUGAGAGAGAGAGCAGAGUGGUCAGAUGUUACUCCAAUUCCCCAAAACGACGGCCCUAGCCCCGUCGUUUCAAUCAAUUACACCCAAGACUUCAUCGAAGUUAUGGAUUACUUUCGCGCCGUUUACCUCUCCGAUGAGCGUUCCCCACGCGCCCUUUCCCUCACCUCCGAAGCUAUCCACUUCAACGCUGGCAACUACACUGUGUGGCAUUUUCGCCGCUUAUUAAUUGAUUCGCUCAAAGUUGACUUGCACAGCGAACUCGAGUUUAUUGAGCGUAUAGCCACUGAAAAUUCCAAGAAUUAUCAGAUAUGGCAUCAUAGACGAUGGGUUGCUGAUAAAUUAGGACCUGAAGCUAGAAACAACGAGCUUGAGUUCACUAAGAAGAUUCUGUCUAUUGACGCCAAACAUUAUCAUGCAUGGUCUCAUAGACAGUGGGUUCUUCAAGCACUAGGAGGAUGGGAAGAUGAACUUACUUAUUGUACUGAACUCCUCGAAGAAGACAUUUUUAACAAUUCUGCUUGGAAUCAGAGAUAUUUUGUCAUAACAAGGUCUCCUCUAUUAGGGGGCCUAAAAGCUAUGAGAGAGUCUGAAGUGCUUUACACCAUUGAAGCCAUUUUGUCCUACCCUGAGAAUGAAAGCUCGUGGAGAUAUCUGCGAGGACUUUAUAAAGGUGAAACCACAUCAUGGGUAAAUGAUCCUCAAGUUUCUUCAGUAUGUUUAAAGAUUUUGAGGACUAAGAGCAACUAUUUGUUUGCUCUUAGCACUAUUUUGGAUCUAAUCUGCUAUGGUUAUCAACCAAACCAAGACAUUAUACAUGCCAUUGGCACGUUAAAGACUUCAGAUAUGGAUGAACAAGAUCUAGAUAUAGCAAGAAAUAUUUGUUCUAUCUUGGAACAAGUUGAUCCAAUUAGAGCCAACUAUUGGAUCUGGCGUAAGAGCAGGCUUCCUCGAACAGCUUAGUAUCAUAGUUAUUCAAGGACAACUUUAUGUCAUCUUUAUAAUUUGUACUAGUCUAUUCAAAUUGGAUGUUUAUUUCUUAUUAUGUUGUCAUGUAUUUCUGUUUGUGCAAAAUUGUCUUGGUUUUGUCAUUACUGGCGAUUGAGUGCGAGUAUUGGAAGCCAAAUUAAUAUAAGCUCUGCAGAAAUAGAGAAUUCUGUUUUUUGGUUUG